Ostrea edulis (European flat oyster) is the source of this 2914-nucleotide messenger RNA. RefSeq names its product kinesin-like protein KIF3A. Gene Ontology annotation, biological process: microtubule-based movement. Lineage: Eukaryota; Metazoa; Mollusca; Bivalvia; Ostreida; Ostreidae. The transcript has 18 exons. Gene Ontology annotation, molecular function: microtubule motor activity; ATP binding; microtubule binding. The record is from RefSeq and is a predicted model, not a curated record. Bases 128 to 2260 code for a protein of 710 amino acids.
UUGAUUUAUUUAAACCAAUCAACGACUUUCCAAUAUUAAGCCCGAAUGCCAAAUAUUUUUGACAGUAAAGAGUUCAACUUCAGAGAAAAUUUUCUUCAUGAGUAUUUGAGAGCUGACCAUUUUUACCAUGCCGGAGAAGAAGGGUGCCAAGGAGACUGACAGUGUGCAGGUGUGCGUCAGAUGUCGGCCAUUGAAUGACAAAGAAAAGGAACAGAGUUGUGUUCAGUGUGUUAAGGUAGAUGAAGUGAGAGGUACCAUUACAGUGAAGGGCCCCAACACCGGAUCAGGAGAACCGCCCAAAACCUUCACAUUCGAUACAGUGUUUGACACAAAUUGUAAACAAGUUGAUAUAUACAACAAAUCAGCUCGGCCUAUUGUGGAUUGUGUGUUGGAGGGUUACAAUGGGACCAUAUUUGCAUAUGGCCAGACUGGUACAGGGAAGACUUUCACAAUGGAGGGUGUUAGAUCCGUGCCAGAGCUGAGGGGAAUCAUUCCAAACUCUUUUGCUCAUAUAUUUGGUCACAUAGCAAAAGCAGAAGGAGACGCCAGGUUUUUGGUUCGAGUCUCGUACCUGGAGAUUUACAAUGAAGAAGUUCGUGAUCUGCUGGGUAAAGACCAAUCUUCCAGAUUAGAGGUGAAAGAGAGACCUGAUAUUGGUGUUUACGUGAAGGAUUUGUCUGCGUUCAGCGUGAAUAAUGCGGAUGACAUGGAUCGCAUUAUGAGCAUUGGAAACAAAAACAGGCAUGUUGGUUCUACAAACAUGAAUCUCCACAGCUCUAGAUCCCACGCAAUCUUCACAGUCACUAUAGAGUGUAGCGAGAAAUAUCCUGACGGCAAACAACAUGUGCGGGUGGGCAAGCUGCACUUGGUGGACUUGGCGGGAUCAGAGAGACAGGCAAAGACAGGAGCCACAGGGCAGAGACUAAUGGAGGCCACUAAAAUCAACCUGUCCCUUUCCACUCUGGGUAACGUCAUCUCCGCCCUGGUCGAUGGAAAAAGUACUCACAUUCCAUACAGAAACUCCAAGCUUACCCGACUGCUACAGGACUCCCUGGGUGGAAACUCAAAGACAGCCAUGAUUGCCAACAUUGGACCAGCAGAUUACAAUUACGAUGAAUCCAUCAGUACCUUGCGCUAUGCAAACAGGGCCAAGAACAUCAAGAACAAAGCCAAGAUUAACGAGGACCCCAAGGAUGCUCUGUUAAGACAGUUCCAGAAGGAGAUCGAGGAGCUCAGAAAGCAGCUGCAGGAUGGUUCAGAUUAUGAGUCUGGAGACUCUGAGGAGGAGGAGAGUGAGGAAGAGGUGGGUGAGGAUGGAGUGGUCAGGAGGGUCAAGAGGAAGAAGAAGAAACGAGGGAAAGGACAGAAAGAGCGUAAACACAUUUCCAAAGAAAAAAUGGCGGAGAUCCAGAGUAAAAUUGAGGCGGAUCGGAAGAUUCUGGAAUCGAAAAAGGACAUGGCUGAGGAGGAAAGAAACAAAGUGAAGGAGAACCUCGAUGAGAAAGAGAUGGAGCUGAAGAAAUUCCAAGAAGAACAGGACCAGCUGUCCAAUAAACUGGUUGCACUGGAGAAGAAAAUCAUCGUGGGAGGAGAAAAUCUGUUGGAGAAAGCGGAGGAACAGGAGCGUCUUCUGGAGGAGUCGGCCAAAGAGUUAGAGACCAGGAAGGCCAAGGAAGAGGCGCUCCGAAAGGCCCUCCUGGAGAAAGAGCAAGAACAAGUUGACAUUGAGGAAAAGUACAGUUCGCUACAGGAAGAAAUCCAGGGCAAGACCAAAAAGCUGAAGAAAGUGUGGACUAUGCUGAUGCAGGCCAAGUCUGAGAUUGCUGAUCUACAACAAGAGCACCAGAGAGAAAUGGAGGGUUUGUUAGAGAAUGUCAGACAACUGAGUCGGGAGCUUAAACUGCAGAUGACAAUCAUCGACAACUUCAUCCCACCGGAGUACCAGGACAUGAUAGAGCAGAAUGUGACUUGGAAUGACGACAUCGGGGAAUGGCAGCUUCGAUGUGUAGCAUACUCUGGAAACAAUAUGAGGAAACAGUCACCACAACCAGACAAAGAAAAAGAAAAGUAUACUGCACCGGACCUGAGUAACAUCUACCUAGCUUACACAGCAGAGACAGCAGAAAAAGCCAUGGAGAAAGCCAUGCGACCAAAGUCGUCCAAAUCAGCCAGACCAAAGUCCAGUCGUCCGAAGUCCAGCCGGCCAAAAAGUUCGAAAAAGAAACAGAAGGAGCCCAACCUGGAAGACGUGAUACAGUGACUGUCAGCUGCCCUGUGGACCGUGAUCAUCAUUGAAUUAGCAAUAAUUAUUGGACUCUAAUUCACCACUUACAAAUCAUUUGCCAUUUACCACGUACUGUUUAAAAUCUGAGUUUUCUGAUGAGCAUUUUCAGUUUAAAGGAAAUACUUCAGGCUACAAAAUAUACAAUGCUACUUGUACAUGUAGUACUAUGUAAAUAUUGCACUGAAGAUUUUUUUAACAAGUUCUGAAAAAUGGCUGCACAAAUCUUGAAACAGCACAGAAAAAAACAUUAAAUCUAGUAUGUACUACAUUUUUAAAAAAAAAAAUUUAUUUCUGAGUGUAUACCUUGAAUGUGAUAUUAUUUUGUGUGACUAGUCACAAACAGAAUUCCAUCCAUUUUUUUUAAAUGUAAUUUUUAUUAUAUAUUUUUUAGUAUCUUAUUCUUUUUAAAUCAAAGUACUUAGACUUGUUGUGUGUAUCCUGCAAUUCUUUGCCUUAUUUCAAUUUAUUAGUUAAUUAUUUACAAUUGGUUGUGAAAAAUAUGAGGACAAAGCAUAAUAAUUAUAUUAAAAUGUUUAUUUGAACAGAUAAGAACUUGAAUGAUUUACAAGUAACCCCCCCCCCCCCCCUUUUAAAUCUGAAUUUACUUUCUUUAAUAAAUCAUUGAAUAUG